CAUGCCUGCUUUUGCAACACUUUCUUCUGGAUUGACACCCUUCGGGAACAGGGUUACCUAAACUUUCUCCGGCUCCAUCUUUGACAUUGAGAGAGAAGUUGCCACUAGAUAGGGUUUACGAGAAGAAUUUGUGAAAAGUUUCGAUUAGACGGAAGAGCAGAGUUCUCAAUAAUGAGUGACUUGAAUAGUGUUACGGAAAAGUCAAAGCCGGGUGCUCCUGCUGAGCCGUCGAAUGUGGUGACACCAGAGAGACUUGUGCGUCGGAUCCAGUUCGAGCACAACUACCAUUUUGUGCCGCCCCUGAUCAGGCGGGACGGUAAGGAGGACCUAUUGCAUCCAAGGAGGACUCUCCGCCAGCUGGUCUGUGCCAUGCAGAUGAAAAUUAGUCCGGACCAGCCGGAGAUACUGCCUGAGGUGGAGAUCAAGCGACAUAUUAGGUUCGCCGACUUGAUUACCCGGCGAUUGCGCCGCUUCUUGGACAGCACUCGAAGGUUCCUCGACUUCAAUCCCAUGACGCGCCUGCAGGAGGCCAUAGUGGAGCAGCUAGCCAGGGAGAUGCUCUGCUUGCCGAGGUACUACUCGGGGCAGCAGACGGUGUCUAGCAAUCGGUACCUAGUCCUGUAUCGCCCCGGUGUCCAGCCCAAUCCCUACGAGAUUAGGGCUCGUGAGGGUAUUAACAAUAUCAAACUAGAAGUUUCUUUUGUGGAUGAGAAGGACAAGGAGAACGAUAUGGAUCUGGAGAAGAAGCUGGUGAUGGAGCUGGAGAAGGAACCACAGAAAAAACCAAAGAAGGAGCCAGAUAUGGAGCCAGAAAGGGAGAAGAAGCCAGAGCUUUUUAACCUGGGCAGCAUGUGCGUCCGAAAUUGGCGCCCACCCACUCGUACCCAACAACUUCAGUUGACAGGACAAUCGGCCCAAGAUGCCUGGCUAUUGGGCAGGAAAAUUCUGGCAGAAUUCAAUGGCCGGUGGAAGCAUCUAUAAAAGAAGAAGGAGGACUAUAGCCAUAAAUAUUAAAAGAAUACUUAAAAAAGUUUUUUAAUAAAAAAUCCUUUAUUUUAUU
This is a messenger RNA of Drosophila ananassae, 1060 nucleotides long. RefSeq lists its product as uncharacterized. The transcript is spliced from 2 exons. NCBI's taxonomy places the organism in Eukaryota, Metazoa, Arthropoda, Insecta, Diptera, Drosophilidae. The record is from RefSeq and is a predicted model, not a curated record. Bases 172 to 981 code for a protein of 269 amino acids.